Messenger RNA from Nasonia vitripennis (jewel wasp), 3084 nucleotides. It is a transcript of the gene Ssadh, whose product is annotated as succinate-semialdehyde dehydrogenase, mitochondrial. The transcript is spliced from 2 exons. The record is from RefSeq and is a predicted model, not a curated record. Lineage: Eukaryota; Metazoa; Arthropoda; Insecta; Hymenoptera; Pteromalidae. Bases 250 to 1773 code for a protein of 507 amino acids. Gene Ontology annotation, molecular function: succinate-semialdehyde dehydrogenase (NAD+) activity.
GUUACUUGUUAGGAUUAGCGCAGUCUGCGCGGCAAUUGAAAGAAAUCUUUACAGUCCACUCCGCUUACUUUGAAUUAUAGCGAUUUUUGUUCUGUGUUUCUCUACAAAUAAUCAUGUUUAACAGUCGAACAUAUUGAUAAUUUUAUCAGUAAGAUUUAUUUUAUUAAAAAAUUACAAUUCAUUGUUUAAAGUUGGCUUUAAAAAUAUAGUACUUAGUAUAUAUUAUAUAUAGAAGCAGAACUUAACAAAAUGUUUUCUCGUCUCUGCACAAUUCAGGGGACAAUAACUAAGUCUUCCAAACUUUUGAAUCAAUCCAUGAGUACUAAUAAAAACUUGGCAUACGUCAAUGGAAAAUGGGUGGGUGCCACCAGUGGCAAAACAUUCCCAGUCAUGAACCCAGCGGAUUGUUCAACAAUUGAUUGUGUCCCAGACAUGAAUGUAACAGAUACUCGACUAGCCAUUGAUGCAGCUGCCAAAUCAUUUGAAACCUUUCAAAAAACUCUAGCUAAAGAACGCAGUGAAAUGUUAAGAGCUUGGUAUAAUUUAUUGGUAAAACACUCAGAAGAAUUGGCAGAAAUCAUGACCAAAGAGAAUGGAAAAUCAUUGGAGGAAUCUAGAGCAGAAGUUAGAUAUGGCAAUUCUUUUGUCGAGUGGUUUUCUGAAGAAGCUAGACGGAUAAAUGGUGAGGUCUUACAAUCACCAUUCAAAAAUAGAGAAUUGUUUUUAAUUAAGCGACCUGUUGGAGUUGCUGCUUUUAUAACUCCAUGGAAUUUUCCACAUGCCAUGAUUACAAGAAAGGCUGGAGCAGCUAUAGCAGCUGGUUGUACAUGUGUGAUCAAGCCUUCAGAAGACACUCCACUUACUGCUUUAGCCCUUGCACAUUUGGCUGAAGAAGCUGGAUUUCCUGCUGGCGUAAUGAAUAUCCUAACAACGAGUCUAGAAAAUUCAGUGGCUGUUGGUCAGGAACUUUGUCAUAAUCCAAAAGUUCGAGCAUUGUCCUUCACAGGUUCUACAGCUGUAGGAAAAAUCUUAUACCAACAGUGUGCUUCCACAAUGAAACGCUUGAGUCUAGAAUUAGGUGGCAAUGCUCCAUACAUUGUAUUCGAUACAGCUGAUGUUAACUUAGCGGUCACCGGAGCAAUGGCAAGUAAAUUUAGAAAUUCAGGGCAGACAUGCAUUUCAGCAAACAGAUUCUUUAUACACUCUAAAGUGUAUGACGAAUUUGUUUGUAAAUUUUUGACUAGAAUAGAAAGUGAAAUAAAAAUGGGUGACGGAAGUAAAAAAGGAAAUACUCAUGGACCUUUGAUUAAAGAGAGUCAGUUAAAAAUAGUUAGCAAUCUUGUGAACGAUGCUAAGACAAAAGGAGCCACUAUUCAUUGUGGAGGCAAACCUUUGCCAGAUAUUGGUUCUCUCUUUUAUGCUCCAACAGUAAUAACUGAUGUCACAAGAGAUAUGGAAAUAUAUGGUAAAGAAAUAUUUGGGCCUGUUGCUGUAAUACAUAAAUUUGAUGAUGAGGAAGAAGUAUUACAAAGGGCGAAUGAAACUCCAGUAGGUUUAGCUGGAUAUUUUUACUCUGGAGAUAUCUCACAAAUCUACAGGGUAGCAAGAAAUUUACAGGUAGGAAUGAUUGGCGUAAAUGAGGGAUUAAUUUCAUGCACAGAAGCAGCUUUUGGAGGCAUUAAAGAGUCUGGAAUUGGAAGGGAAGGUUCUAGCCAUGGCAUUGAUGAGUAUGUUGAUAUUAAGUAUGUUUGCAUUGGAAAUGUUCAACAUUGAUGAAUGAAAUACUAAAUUUGUGAGCAACAUAUGCAUGCAUUUUGUAAAAUACACUAUUGUGAUUAUCCCAUGAUUGAAAUGUUUGGGAUGUGUUAGUAGGUAAUCAAAAUAUAAAUGUCAAUAUUUUCUAAAAGUAUUCUAUAUUAUUUGCAUAUAUAGUAUGUAAAUGGGUGUUAUUUAUAUUUUAACAUAGGAUAAACAUAAAAAUAAUUGGAUAACUUUUUAUUUUCUCAAAAUCUUUCUAUUCUUAAGUUAUUAAAUUUACACAUAGAACGUUUAUAUAUAAAAAAAUGAAGGUUGAAUAUUAAUACAUUUUUCUUUGUACAAGGAUUAACAACAUACCUCAGAUUUUAUCUUAAAUUAGCUCAAAAGCUGCAAGUAAAAAACGUGAAGUUUAAAAUAAGCGAUAUGUAAUAUGCAGGUUAGUCUUGAACACAUAUCUUAAAAAAUAUAGAAAUAUAGAAAUGAUUGAUAAUUUUUAAAUAACCUUACAUGUGAAGUUACUCAAAAAUUAUGAAUCAAUUUAUGUUCCAUUUUGUUGUACAAUAUAAUGUAAUGAUUGUCGUCUGUGUUAAAACUAUGUCAUAUUUUGCAAGGCAAUGAUCAUACAAUAAAAUUUACUAUAUAUUAAGCUUAUGAAAUUUUGAAAUCAUUACAAUUGGUUAAAAUAAUUGUAUUAUUAAUACACUAUCUGUGCAACUGUUGUGCUUUAAAAAGUUGUUUUUAGUAAGUAUUAUUACACUUAAUAGUAACAGUGCCAUUUUAAUUAUAUUUUGCUAAUGAUACAAAUAUUUUCUUUUAUAUAAAGGAAUGUGGAAUCUGUAAAAAUCUAUUUUUUUUUAUAAGAAUAAUUUAAUAACUUGAUUUAGAAAUUUCACCUUAAACUGCUUUAUUUUGCAUGGAUUUAUGCAGAAUGGAAGGAUUUAUGCAUUUCUAUAGAUUUCUUCAAUUGAUGGUUUACAAUAAACAUGCUCAUCAUAAAAAGAUUAAUUUCAGAAAUUAAUAUUUAUUCCAAAUUAUGUACCAGUCAAUUAAGGGAUAUUCUAUGAGUAAAAUAUGUUUCGCAUUCCCUUUCUUUUAUUAAAAAUGUAAGUUUAUUGAUUAGUUUUGAAAGAUAAUUCAUACUGAAGUAAUAUUAAAAUACCGUAAUGUUCGAUCAGAAUAGUCUUCCAUGUACAGUCUUCCAUAGACUAAUAGGGCAAAAAAUACAAGUAAAAAGUUCUUGUGCAAUUCAAGAAAUGUUUGGAUUACAAAUAAGAAUAUUGUAUUCGUGAGAUGUAAUAGUAAAUACAUUACAGCAAAAAACUCUUA